Messenger RNA from Cucurbita pepo subsp. pepo (vegetable marrow), 4772 nucleotides. Lineage: Eukaryota; Viridiplantae; Streptophyta; Magnoliopsida; Cucurbitales; Cucurbitaceae. The record is from RefSeq and is a predicted model, not a curated record.
UAUAUUUUCGUCUUCCUUUUCAUUCAUUCCUCUUUCAUUCCUGAAACUCUCUCACCGGCAGCGAAGCUUCCGACAGUUUUUUUCUGAUUCUGUUUCAAAUGUAGAAGGAAGCACUUCCGACCUCCGGCAUCCAACAACUUCAACUCACUCCUUCUUCAUCUUCUUCUUCUUCUUUGCUUUUUCUCUGUGGAAUUUUGUGUUCUUAUGUCUUCCGCCUUCAGUCCUUCCCGGAGCCCAGGGAGUUCUCGGCUCCAACACUUGGGACCGGUGUCUGGUGUCUCUCGUUUGAGAUCUUCAUCGCUCAAGAAGCCUCCUGAACCGCUACGUAGAGCCAUCGCUGAUUGCCUCUCUUCCUCUGCUGCUAAUUCGCAUCAUGGAGGUCCCUCUGCUUCAGUCGUCGUUGCCGAAGCUUCCAGGACUCUUCGGGACUAUUUGGCAACACCUGCAACGACAGACCUGGCAUAUUGUGUGAUCUUGGAACACACAAUUGCAGAGAGGGAACGAAGCCCAGCUGUAGUUGCAAGGUCGGUGGCACUUUUGAAACGCUACCUUCUUAGAUACAAACCCUCUGAAGAAACAUUAAUGCAGAUAGACCGGUUUUGCUUAAACACGAUUGGCGAGUGUAGUUUUAGUCCAAACCGAAGGUCGUCACCAUGGACUCAUUCUUUAAGUCAAGCAUCUGCUGCGACUACAACCCCUUCUACUUUUUCACCAUUGCCUGUAUCAAGUAUUGCCUCUGGAGCACUUCUAAAAUCACUGAAAUAUGUUCGCUCCUUGGUGGCACAACACAUACCAAGGAGAUCGUUUCAACCAGCUGCUUUUGCUGGUGCACCUUCUAUGUCAAGACAGCCGCUUCCUGCACUGUCAUCUAUGCUGAGUAGAUCCUUCAAUUCACAAUUAAAUGCUGCAAGUAGUGGACAAUCUGCAGAACAUAAAGACUCUACUGUUUUAUCCAUAUCAAAUUUAUCUAACAUUGAAGAAGUUGAUGGUAUGGUCGAUCUUGAAUACAUUGCACAUGAUGCACUGAAAUGGCGAUGGCUUGGGGAACUACGGUCAUCUCUUUUGCAAAGAGAGGGUGAUAGUUUUGUUAAUACUCAAGACUUGAGAACACGUAAUCUUCUAGAGGUAGGUGCAGCAGCACUUUUAGUGGGAGAUACAGAAGCCAAAGUGAAGGAUCAACCUUGGAAAGCUUUGGGAACAGCUGAUAUGCCAUAUGUUGAUCAACUAUUGCAGCCUUCGCCUGUAGCGACUAUAACCAAUUCUUCCUCUGCUCGUCUCCACUUGAGGGCUAUAACUGCAUCAAAGCGCACAAAACCAGACUUGCAUCAGAUUUGGGAAGAUUCUCCUGGGAGUACAUUUCGACCAAAGGCCCGACCACUUUUCCAAUAUCGUUACUACAGUGAACAGCAGCCUUUGAGACUGAAUCCUGCUGAGGUGUGCGAGGUUAUUGCUGCAGUUUGCUCUGAAAUGUCUUCACCCAUCGCUAAUCCCCUUACAGUAACUUCUAGGUUAAGUACAAAUAGUGGGAAGCCAUCGAUGGAUGUGGCCGUGAGCGUUCUCGUAAAACUCAUUAUUGACAUGUAUGUUUUGGAUUCUGGGAUUGCUGCACCUCUCACUUUAUCCAUGCUUGAGGAAAUGCUUAGUUCUCCAAGAUCAACCUGCAGAGUUCGUGCAUUUGAUUUAAUCUUGAACCUUGGCGUUCAUGCUCACUUGUUAGAACCAAUCGCACUGGAUGACAGUUCUACAAUUGAAGAAGAGUAUUCUCAAGAAUCAUAUCUUGCGGAAGAAACCCAAUUUAAUUCACAGGGGAAGAAAAAUCCUGAUUCUCCUAACAAUAUCAGUGCAACUUCAUCUAUUAACAAAUUCGAAUGUUGGAUUCUUAACAUCUUGUAUGAGAUACUGCUUCUUCUUGUCCAAAUUGAAGAGAAGGAAGAAUCUGUCUGGACAUCUGCUUUGAGCUGUUUACUUUAUUUUGUUUGUGACAGAGGCAGACUCAGGAGAAGCCGACUAAAGGGUCUUGACAUAAGGGUUAUUAAGGCAUUUCUAGAAACUAGCAGAAGAAAUUCUUGGGCUGAAAUAGUUCAUUGCAGGCUCAUUUGCUUGUUAACAAAUAUGUUUUAUCAAGUCCCGGAGGAGUCCACAGAUGGUGCUCCAAGCCCUAUAUUUCUUGUAGAUCAGGUGGAUCUGGUUGGAGGAACUAAGUUUAUUUUCUUUGAGUAUUCUCUAGCAAACUCAAGAGAAGAACGGAGAAACCUCUUUCUGGUGCUUUUUGAUUAUGUUUUGCAUCAAAUAAAUGAAUCUUGCAUCACAACUGGAGGAAUGGAGUAUAGUGAUGAUGAGAUACAUCCCCUUGCAGCCCUGUUCAGCCUCGCCAAUGCACCUGAGGCCUUUUACAUCUCAGUUAAGCUUGGAGUGGAAGGUGUUGGAGAGAUCUUGAAAGCGUCUAUCUCAUCGGCAUUGUGUAGAUAUCCUAAUAGUGAGCGACUAAAUUUGCUCUUGGAGAACGUAAUGGAGAAAUUUAAUACAAUAAUCAAAUCGUUUACACAUUUGGACAAUGAGUUCUCUUAUAUGAUACAGAUAACCAAAUCUCUCAAACUUUUUGAAAGCAUUCAAGGUUCUUUAUUAAGAAAUGGUGUUAGCAUGAAAUCCAAGCUAUCAUGGGCCACUCUGCAUUCCCUGAUUCAUUCAGAGAGAAUUGCUUAUCGUCAAAAUGGUUAUGUCUGGCUAGGGGAUCUCCUUUUUGAAGAAAUAACUGGUGAAAGGGACGAAAGUAUGUGGACAAAUGUGAAAAGAUUACAGCAGAGAAUUGCGUACGCUGGUUUGAAUGAUUAUUCAACAACUUCAGAUGUGCCACUUUCAAUCUGGCUCAUGUGCGGACUUUUGAAGUCAAAACACAACUUCAUUAGAUGGGGUUUUUUAUUUGUUGUAGAAAGACUUCUUAUGCGAUGCAAAUUUUUGUUGCAUGAGAAUGAAUUGCGAAAUUCUGGCAGCAUCAACAUUGGCCAGGCAUCAAAAGAUAGCCGUCUAGAGAAAGCUAAUGCAGUGAUAGACAUAAUGUGCAGUUCUCUUUUUUUGGUUUUUCAGAUAAAUGAAACUGAUCGCACCAAUAUUUUAAAGAUGUGUGACAUACUCUUCUCUCAAUUAUGCUUGAGAGUACCACAAGUUUCUGACCUAUCAAUUGGAGAUGAUAUGCCACGUGGCAGAGUUAUGGAUUACUCAGGUGAAAGUAAAACGAUAGGGGUUACUGAAUCUGAAGCUAAACUUGAGGAGAAAGGCAGAUUUAUUAAAACUUAUAAUAAUCCUCUUGAUCAUGAGACAGCCUCCAUGGCUGCAUUACUGCUUCAGGGACAGACAAUUGUCCCGAUGCAGUUGAUCUCGCAUGUUCCUGCUGCUCUGUUCUACUGGCCAUUGAUUCAACUUGCUGGAGCAGCAACAGACAACAUUGCUUUGGGUGUUGCUGUUGGAAGCCAAGCAAGAGGGAACCACCCAGGUGCCGCCUCUGACAUACGGUCUGCACUGCUCUUACUCCUGAUUGCUAAGUGCAGUUCUGAUUCAUCUGCUUUCCAAGAAGUGGAUGGGGAACAAUUUUUCAGAGAGCUUCUAGAUGAUACGGAUUCAAGGGUGGCUUAUUACUCUUCAGCGUUUCUUUUGAAGCGUAUGAUGACAGAGAAACCUGAAAAGUACCAAUACAUGCUUCAGAAUCUUGUAAUUAAAGCUCAGCAGAGCAAUAAUGAGAAGCUAUUGGAAAAUCCAUACCUUCAGAUGCGUGGUAUACUUAAGCUAGCAAAUGAUAUGGGCAUCGAGUUGUGAUCUACUUUGAUUUUCUAGAAGCAUUCUGCUCUUGACAUGGAUAAUUAUCACAUUCAGCGGUGUGCUCAACAAGUUUUGAUACCCAUGAUGUUCAAUCACUCUCUUUAUUUCCCAUCUCUAGAGCAUAUGAAGAAACGCACCUGACUAAGUGUACAUGAAAGAGCUCGUCUACUCAUAUGGGAACUUAAUUUAGCUCAAGCUAGGUCAAUUACUAUCCAUUGAAAAAGGCGGCAGUGAUACAAUGGGACGAUCUUGUUUAUUCAUAGUUUUAUCUUGCCAUUGUACAGUUGGUUCUUGAAUUCGGCCAUCAACUCUGGUUUUUCUAUGCUAAGCACGCACAAAGAUGGUGAGCUAAUUUGAUGACUGGGCCUGUGAUUAGCUGUUGUAGAGAUUCCUCCCUGAAUAUGCCAAUUAACUCUUCCUUUCAACCAUACGUCAAGAAGAAAGCAACUAAGGCAUUCGGGAAAACCGUUUGAAUUGCUCCAUCAAUUGAUUUGUCUGCCUCAUUCUGCCACAAAUCAUUGGGAAUGGAAGUUUUUUCAUAUUUUCAUCAGCUGUAUGUUGUGUAUAAUGUUUUGGGACAGAUUGCAAGUGAAACUUGAGAAGAUUCAUUUCAUUUGUACAGAACCACAUUACUCCAGCAAUCCCUCUGUUUUUCGUCUUCCUGAAGGGGCAGUCCUUUAACCAUGUUUUUAUCUGUGUUUUUUCAAGUCUGUAAAGUCAGCUUAACUGAUUGAGAGAAAUUAUCAUCAAAAUAUGUAUAUUCAACAUGGCUCAGGAGUCUCAUUUUUCAGAGCAUUGCAGGUGUCCGAUAUUUUUAGGACAUUCAACUGCCUGCUUGCCUGGUAUGGGUUUUUCUGGAAGCUAUCUUUGUGAUAACCAUUAUUAUUGUUUCAACAUUCAUCUUUUUUGUGAUUCAGUUCUUGGUAAUCUGAAAUGUUCAUUUUUGUUUGUUAUAUUGA